AUGACCAGGCAGACCCACCCCAACAACCAUGUGCACUCGGAGGAACUUCUCCCCGAGGUGACGGGACAAAGACAGAGUCCCAUCAAUAUCCAGACCCCCAACGCUGGGGUACCCCCAUUUUCUAUCAAUUAUGGUAUUGCCCGUGGUGUUACUGUCCAUGCUGAGGUUGACCUGGCCUUGGAAGUCCCCGAUGCAAACAACUUCACUGUAAGAGGUGUUUAUGGUUUGGGGGAGGAUAUCUUCCGUCUCACCUAUAUGGACAUGCACUGGAGUAUGGACAGCUCUCGGGGAAGUGAACAUCAGUUCAAUGGUACCUCCUACGCCUUCGAAUAUCAUUUCGCCAAUUACAACAGCAAAUAUCGUGACUUCGCUGAAGCCUUAGAACACUCCGAUGGAGUUGUUGCAAUAGGCGUUCUUUAUACGGUUGGUGAUCCAGCGCCUGGGCUUAAUGAGGUUUUAGACUCGAUGAACGAUAGUAAUAUGGGAGCACUGGACUCCUUCAAUGUGGAGGCCAUGAUCCCUCAAGAUUUAUCGACCAACUUCUACCUUUACAAUGGCUCUGGUACUACUCCUGAUUGUGAGGAAGUUAUGGUAUGGGUUGUUGCUAAGACCAUCCAGACAAUCAGCGAGGAUCAACUGAAUAGGCUGAGGACACUAAGGCAUAAUGGAGUCUCUAUUGGCCCUAACUAUCGUCAAACCCAAGCAUUGAAUGGGAGGAGGAUUCUUGACUCCACCCUUACAGACAACAAUUCUGUCCCUAAACCUUUCAGAGCAUCUUGGUUCAUACUUAUUCUUAUCAUCAUCGUUCCAUCGUUGAUCAUAGGGAAGUGA
This is a messenger RNA of Perkinsus marinus ATCC 50983, 831 nucleotides long. RefSeq names its product Carbonic anhydrase, putative. The record is from RefSeq and is a predicted model, not a curated record. The coding region runs from base 1 to 831 and encodes 276 amino acids. Gene Ontology annotation, molecular function: carbonate dehydratase activity; zinc ion binding. The transcript is spliced from 2 exons. Lineage: Eukaryota; Perkinsozoa; Perkinsida; Perkinsidae.